CUGAUCACCUGGAAACACCUGCUUUGGUUGAACUUUGAUGCUAUAUAAUGUACAUAACUGAUGAACUUUCUACUCCGUUAUAAUCUUCUUUGUUUAUGAGUGAUGAGAAUGUUGAAUCUUGUAGGCCUUCAAUGGGGAAAUGGAUAAGUUUCCUACUUUAGCAAGUCUUUGAUUAGUAGUGAGUGAAGAGAUCAUUUCAUUUCAUAUUCAGAAAAACUUCUUCCGAGAAAACCCAAAGGCUUCAGUAAUCUUUCAUGAUGGAGAAUGGUGUCUUUGACCCUGUCUCUUCAUUGAUAGAUCAUAGUUACAUGGCCAUGGAUGGUUUUAGCACGAGUAUGUUGUCAGGUUCUCAUAUUAUGUCUGGUGUUUCAGAUCAUGGAAGAUUCAGACAGAUUUUGCAUACAAAUCCAUUAUAUCUGACAUAUAAGGAAGAAGUCCUUAGAAACAUGAAUCACAAUGGAAAUUCCUCAAUUCAAAAUACCAACUUUAGAGAGAAUAAUGUAAAUUCCAGCAUUGCUUGUUCUUCAUUGUUCACCUUCGAUGAAAUGAGAAACAGUACAUCUAAUGGCAGCUGUAGCACUCCAAAUUUAUCAUCUAAGAUCUCAAAAUGUUCUAAAUUUGUCCCUCAGGUCCAUUCGGGUUUCUUAACAUCUCCAAAAGAUGACAAUUCAGAUUUCCAUCUCAAUUGCAAAGAGAUCUAUGAUGAGUUUUCUGCGAAUCAGUUCUCUUCAACUCUAACUUCUAGUAGUUUUCAUCCAUCUUAUCUAGUAGGAAGCUCAGAACAAGGUACCCUUAGCUUUGAUAAUGAGCUCUCCCUGAGGCUUGGCUCUUCUCAUCCUUCUGUUUUGAACUUGCCGAACGUUAAUGACCUGUACAUAGAUGAGAGUUACUCUGACAAAACACAAGUUAUGUCAAGCAGCGGCAGUGGCGGCGGUUCAAAAGAUAUUAAUAAAAUGUAUAAUUUUACUAAUGAAAAUUACUUGUUUGAGAACGUGCAGAAAUUUCCAAACAGUGGAUCUUCUCGGGUGCCAUUAGACUUGAGAUAUCUACAUGCAAUCCAAGAAAUACUUGCUGAACUAACCAGUAAUGCAGUUGAAGAUGUUGAAGAGAUUGAUGAUUCACUUGCGGAUCUUGUGUCUGAGGCCAAUAUGUCUUCUUCCAGUGGCUCUACUGUGAAAGGAUUCAGGGAAACUGGCUUUAAUGUCUUGCCAUUUUGUUCUGUUGAAAAUGAAUAUGAGCAAGAGAUGGACUGUCAACCACAGAAGCAGCAGAGUAAUUCAUCGAAAUCUGAACUCAUAAACAUGCUUGCGAUGGUUGACCAGAGAUUCAACCAGUUCUUAGAUCAAAUACAGAAUGUUGUUUCCUCAUUUAAUGCUAAAGCUGCAUCGGGCUCUAAUCUACCUGCUAAAUUUGCUCUAACCACAAUAUCCAACUUCUAUAAGAACAUAAGGAGUACGAUUGCAGACGAGAUUGUUUCUAACGGUCGAGAACCUAGCUCUGAAUGCAUGCAAGAGGAAGAAAGAAACUUCGAGUCUUCUUUCAUUCAGAGACAAUGGGAUUUACAGCAGCUGAAGCAGAGAGAUCAACCAUCCUGGAGGCCACAGAGGGGCUUACCUGAAAAAUCUGUUUCAGUUCUUCGGGCAUGGAUGUUUCAGAAUUUCUUACAUCCGUACCCUAAAGACAAUGAGAAGCAGUUGCUGGCACUUAGAAGUGGAUUAACAAGGAACCAGGUCUCAAACUGGUUUAUAAAUGCUCGUGUUCGACUGUGGAAGCCUAUGAUAGAAGAAAUGUAUACUGAAAUCCAUAAGAAAAAUCGAGCUGAAGGAUCCUGUGGCCAACGUAGACGCCAUGGUAACAUCUACUGUCAGAGAAACCAGACGAGUUAAAGUAGUAGUUUUGAUUGAUGAAGGCAAUAAGUAGCUGUUUAUAAUUUCAGCUCAUUCUUGGUGAAUUAAGAGAACAAGUGGAGCUGUGCAUUCUAUUCUUUUCCUUUCUCCCUCAGCUUUGUUUGUCUUCUUCUGGAUGAAGAACUGCUCUUACUUCCAUUUUAUGUGUAUAUCAACCUCCUUCCACAAAAUUGCAGGUGUUUGUGCUAUGUGGAAGUGGAAUUUUAUUGUAUAUCAGAGCUCAUUUGGUUUCUUAAUGUUAGAAAAAUGAACUUAAAUUUAUCAUUU
Dendrobium catenatum is the source of this 2174-nucleotide messenger RNA. RefSeq names its product homeobox protein ATH1. The coding region runs from base 255 to 1886 and encodes 543 amino acids. NCBI's taxonomy places the organism in Eukaryota, Viridiplantae, Streptophyta, Magnoliopsida, Asparagales, Orchidaceae. Gene Ontology annotation, molecular function: DNA-binding transcription factor activity, RNA polymerase II-specific; RNA polymerase II cis-regulatory region sequence-specific DNA binding. Gene Ontology annotation, biological process: regulation of transcription by RNA polymerase II. The record is from RefSeq and is a predicted model, not a curated record. The transcript has 6 exons.